Molecule: messenger RNA, 933 nt
Organism: Paramecium octaurelia
Lineage: Eukaryota; Ciliophora; Oligohymenophorea; Peniculida; Parameciidae
Source: the annotation of a GenBank genome assembly
AUGGCAAAUUACAUAAUUAAAUAGGUUUAAUAAUUUGAAUAAGAACAUUAAACAUUGGUUCCUACUUUAUACCAAAUUUUGAGUAGUUUUUUUUUCGCCCUUAAUCAUUUUAGUGUAAAAUUGUUUGAUGGCAUACCCGUAACUCAGAUAAUAAUAUGGAGAUGUUGCUUAACAUUUAUAAUAAUCAGAUUGCUUAAUCAAAUAUUGCCAUUGCAAUCCUACCCAAAAAACAAGAAGAUAAUGAGCAAACUCUUGAUUAGAGGUGCCAUAGGAAUGUUUGGAUUCCUGGCCUGCUUCUCCUCUUUGAAAUUGGUUGCCGUGUCUGAAGCAGUAGUACUGAUGAAGACCAAUCCUAUUUGGACUACCCUCAUAUUGGUGUACGUGCAGAGGAAGGAGAAGAUCAACAUUAGAACAGCCUUGGAGAUACUGACUUGUAUUAUAGGUGUAAUUUUCAUAACAAAGCCUCCCUUAAUAUUUGGAAUUGAGAAUUCAGAAUAUUCAGUUUUAUAUUUAGUAGGGCUCUGUUUGGCACUUGUAACCGCAUUAGAAACAGCUGUGGCAUAAGUGAUUAUUAAAUCAUUAAAUAAUCAAGUUCAUUCAUUUGUAAUAUUGCAAUACUUUUCCUUAUUUGCAAUGGCAGGGGCAGUGCUCUUUCAAUUGUAUUCGCCUUUCGAGGAUAUGAGAUUUCUCUCUUGGAAGGAAGCUGCAAUACUCUUGUUCAGUGGAUUCUUGGGCUGUUUGGGAUCGAUGUUCAUGAAUAGAGCAAUGAUGUUGGGGAAAGUCACACAAAUGGCUCUAAUAGGGGAGACUCAGAUAGUGUUCAAUAUUCUUUUGGAUUUGUUGAUUUUGAAAUAGAUGAUCGGGAUGACCAGUUGGAUAGGAAUUGGGAUGAUAGCCACAAGUCUGACCUCAAAUAUAAUGUAGAAGAACUGA